CAGCCGUCCCGGACGUGACGUCAUGUUGUGUUGAUGUUGUGACCGGACGCGCUGUGGACGGAAGAGGGAGACGCGUUUUGUUUUUAUUCAACUAAACCGCUAAAAAGGAGCCGAGGCACCGCUUCUGUGUCCAUUUCGGGUCGAUAAGAGCCUUAGCUCGGUGAUUGGUGCCAAACGGCCGGGCCGGAGGGCGAGUAGACCGUCUUAUUUGAUCUAGAAAGGGAGGACUCGUCACCCUCUGACCCCCUCCCUGCUUCCUCCACACUCUCCACCAUGACUAUUCUCCCGAAGAAGAAGCCUAGCUCCGGGGUCGGCGUCUCGGACCACGCAGAUGACAGCGAUCGUCGGACCGGCUCCGACCCUCACCAACACCCUCACCCGCACGCAGGGCGAACUGGAACCCGACCGAGGGCUUCCCCUCCGCCUUGGUCCUACCAGCCCGCUCCACCCUCUGCCAGGGACGACAGGCGGAGCAUUGAGGCGAGCUCCCGGCCGCAGCAGGCCUCUCCGCCGCCCGUCGGCUCCGUGUCCCUGGGGCCGGGCGACGGUCGGGACAACAGCGGCGGAAUGGUUGCCGGGUCCCGCGGAGAGCUCGUCGUGUCGGCCGGCGUCGUCGGAUGCGGCGGAGGCAUCGGCAGCUGCUGCUCCGGGCCCGGGCUGAGCAAGAGGCGGAGGCAGGCAGGCACCUGCUCCGGUGGGGUGGUGGGGGCGCUGGCCGGCGGAGGCCAGCCCGGGGUAACCGGACCGGGAGGUGUAGGGUCCAGCCAGGACACGGAGGAAGGAGCCGGGAACAACAGCGAGGACGAGUACGAGAACGCCGCCCGGCUUCAGUCCAUGGACCCGGCUACUGUGGAGCAGCAGGAGCACUGGUUUGAAAAAGCUCUGAGGGAGAAGAAAGGAUUUGUCAUCAAGAAGAUGAAGGAGGAUGGCGCGUGUCUGUUCAGAGCUGUCGCUGAUCAGGUUUAUGGAGACCAGGACAUGCAUGAAGUGGUGCGGAAACACUGUAUGGACUAUCUGAUGAAGAACGCAGAUUAUUUCUCCAACUACGUGACAGAGGACUUCACCACAUACAUCAACAGGAAGAGGAAAAACAACUGCCAUGGCAACCACAUCGAGAUGCAGGCCAUGGCGGAGAUGUACAACAGGCCAGUGGAGGUUUACCAGUACAGCACAGAACCAAUCAACACGUUCCACGGCAUCCAUCAGAACCACGACGAACCAAUCAGAGUGAGCUACCACCGCAACAUCCACUACAACUCUGUGGUUAAUCCCAACAAGGCCACGAUCGGGGUCGGACUGGGACUGCCCGCCUUCAAACCUGGGUACGCAGACCAGUCUCUUAUGAAGUCGGCCAUCAAGACGUCAGAGGAGUCGUGGAUCGAGCAGCAGAUGCUGGAGGACAAAAAGAGGGCAACGGACUGGGAGGCCACCAACGAGGCCAUCGAGGAGCAGGUGGCCCGGGAGUCUUACCUGCAGUGGCUGCGGGACCAGGAGAAACAGGCCAGACAGCCUCGUAAGGCCAGUGCCACCUGCAGCUCGGCAACAGCGGCAGCUUCCAGCGGGCUAGACGAUUGGAGUGCUCGGUCACCACGGCAACGUGACUCAGACCCCUCCCACUCUGACCUCACAACUCCCCCAUCAACCAACAACAAGCCCCCUUCCCCUGCAGGAGCUGCCCUCAUCCUGAGCAAACCCCCCUCCCCCUGCGCCCCAGGUCCCAGUAAUCAGAGUCGUCACCAUUUGGAGUACAGAGCCAUCAUGCAGGAGAUGUCACCUACAGCGUUUGGCCUGACAGACUGGGAGGACGACGAGAUCCUGGCGUCGGUGCUGGCGGUCUCUCAGCAGGAGUACCUGGACAAAAUCAAGCACCAGAGCGCCGCCAUGCAUCGAGAGAGAGAGCCGUCACCCGACAGCAGCUGAUAACCGGCCCGAUACGCACAAAACAAAACAAAAAACACGCGCACACACAACAAUGACCCUUCAACCCCGGUAUCCCAACCCCCACCACUACUCUCCUGCCCCUCCCCCACCUCACCUCUGACCCACUGAAGGAGCUCCACCAGGGAAAAAAUAAAACAUCCAACAAUGAUGCACUUUUUUUUUUUUUUGGUUCCUCAUCGGCUCAUAUCUCUCUGUUUCCACUCCGUCGACUCUUUCCUCCUUCCCAUCUCACUUCCUCUUCCUCGCCUCUUUUUUUCUGUCUUUUCGUUUCCUGGUUACCACUCAGACGGAGCUCGGUCUUAACGCUGACUCGCCGUCAGCUGUAAUUUGUACUUUUUGACAUUUAAACAUCGUUCUGGGCAGCUUUGAAUUUUAAUCCUCGUGUUUAGGGAUGUACUGAAAUAUUGGCGGGACAUCUGCAUCGCCUGCUGCCGACCUUACUGACUGCCGUAUGACGGCGUUCAGCGACGGCGGUGGCAGACGUUUGCGCAUUUGUUUCACUUCAGUUUCGUGCUGGCUAAAUGUAUAAAAAGUAGUGAUAUGAAGAGCUGAAAGACUUUAAGUUUUGAUUCAGUGACAUUUUUUGUUGUUUUUAUACAAUGAAGGUUCCUUUGCAUAAAUAAAAUAAAAUAAUUAAUAAAAAACUUAAAUAAACAAACAUUGGUAUCAGUAUCAGCCGUAGGGCAAAUUGUACUUGUAAACACUGGCCCAGAAUUUUGCAAUCGGUACAUUUCUACUUUUUGAAAUCAGGCCGUUAGCUCUGCAGCUAACAUCAUCAUUGGUUUGAAUGAAGAAUGUUAAUCAGAAGUGGGGGGAAAAAUGGCGGCCAGUUGGUUGUUUGUGUGUCAGGGUCCUGGAGGCUAACGCUAUUACCUGAAGUCUUACACCACUAACAAGCUACAUUUACAGUUAGCUUAAUUAAAGAAGGUGUUUCUGUUAGCUUUUUUUUUUUCCUCCCCACUUAUCAUAGCACACGUUAUGCUAGUUACAAUUGUUUCUUUGGCCCUUUUGUUACUCAUGCUGGCAGCCAUUCUGCGUCAGGGAAUGACUGCAUUUUAAAACUUGAUCAUGCUAAUCAGGAUUGGAAA
Oreochromis niloticus (Nile tilapia) is the source of this 3029-nucleotide messenger RNA. It is a transcript of the gene otud5a, whose product is annotated as OTU deubiquitinase 5a. Gene Ontology annotation, biological process: protein deubiquitination. Lineage: Eukaryota; Metazoa; Chordata; Actinopteri; Cichliformes; Cichlidae. The record is from RefSeq and is a predicted model, not a curated record. Gene Ontology annotation, molecular function: K63-linked deubiquitinase activity; cysteine-type deubiquitinase activity.